Molecule: messenger RNA, 2052 nt
Organism: Chrysochloris asiatica (Cape golden mole)
Lineage: Eukaryota; Metazoa; Chordata; Mammalia; Afrosoricida; Chrysochloridae
Gene: BEND2
Product: BEN domain containing 2
Exons: 11
Coding region: 1-2052 (683 amino acids)
Molecular function (GO): DNA binding
Source: RefSeq, a predicted model, not a curated record
AUGAGCCAGCCAGAUUGUGAUGUUAUAGUCAUUGAAGAUGAUGAUGACGAUGAUGUCGUGGUUAUAGAAGAUUCAGAUACUACAGAAGAUUCAGAUAUUACAGAAGAUUCUGAGAGCACAAUUUCUGCUGAUGAUGUAGUGAUCAUAGAACCACAUCCUCAAGGUAACCUAGAAGCAUCACAAAGGAACUAUAGACCAAAUUUGAAAAGAAAUCGCCCCAACUCAGAGGAAGUGGAGCUUAGCCCAUUGCACAAAAGGACACGAUCAUCUGAUCCAAGACAAAACUAUAUGAAAAAUCGUCAUCCAUCGUUACUGAUGCAAAACCAGGGAAAUUGUGCCCAGACCAUCCUUGUAGGAGCAUCUCUUCAGUCAGCAGAACACCCUGAAGUGCAUCAGCCAGUCCUCAGGGAGCAGGAGCCGGUCCUCAGGACAGGGGAGGAAAUCACCAAGGAGCAGGAGCAGGAGCAGGAGCAGGAGCAGGAGCAGGAGCAGGAGCAGGAGGAUAUCGAAGGCCUGGAGCAGCAGGAUAUCGAAGGCCUCAGAAUGCCGGACGAGGCCCACAGGAGUAGUCCACCCCUUCCCAGAAUCAUCUCUGCACAUUCAUUACAGCCAUAUUUUACACCAGGCAGCCAUUUUCCUGGAAUUGCUAUAAUGUCUUACUAUUUCAGUGACCAUGCUGAAAAUGACAUCAGAGGUGUCUCAUCUGCCCGAGCUAGAAUAGCAAUACCUACAGCCAUUCUGUCACAAAGGCAAAGCAGUCAGGCAAAUAACCCUGAGAUGAUGACAAAUCCAACUUUACUGGAAAAUAGUACUGGGAACACAGAUACUACCCUGCCGUAUGUCCGUGUCCCUCCUAAUGGUGGAAAACUGAAAAAAGCUGACACCCGCCUGGAAAGGAACCCUGAGAAUGUGAAUUACUCAUAUGAUUGUGGCCAAGAAACCACCUCUUCAGCUCUCUCAGUCCCUCCCAAUUUUGAAAUGCUGGAUAAAGUACAAACCACCAUGAAAGAGAGUUCUGAGAAAAUGGAUAACCCAUCUUUAUUGGAAAGGGACAAUGACCAAGAUACUUCUCCAACUACUAGCAGCCGCAUCCCCAAUUUUGGAUAUCUUGGUGAUCCAAAAAGAAAUAUCAAGAUACUUGACACCCAUUUGUUGGCAGCACAAAAGAAGGGCAACCCUACAUAUGCAGCUCGCUACUUGGCGCGUCAUCUGUUUUCCAAGGAAGUCCUAAUGUGCAGCUCAGUGGGUGGCAGUUUCCAAGGCCAUCAGCCCCUGCACCUAAACAAACUGGCUGCAAUACGAGAAUAUCUGGCAAUACACUUUCCCAACUAUGACUUGAGUGAACAUGGAAAAGAGUGGAAAAACUGUAUUUCGGAUAUCAGAUCUAUGACCUGCUGCUUAUGUUGUAGUGCCAAAAAUCUGCUGGAGAAAUGUGCUGACAAAAAUGAAGGUUCUAUCAACACUGAUACACCAGUGUUUGUAGAUCCCAGUGGUAAGAAAGAUGGCAUUGAGAGCAGUUCUAAGGCAUCUCAGCCAACAACUUCCUGGGAAAACAGAGAAAAUGAGGAUUCUCAGGAGAACAUUGACGCCAUCCAUGAAGAAGUUAGAGAACCUUCCGCUGAUAAUACAGUGAAAGCUUCUGAAGCCCUGGAAAAUUUUGGAAAUCCAUACAGAAAUGUACAGAUGCCAAAUUCAGUGCUUACUAUAGCAAGAAAAAUGUGUCUGCCAGAGCUUGCAGCUAGAUACCUCAUUCGCAUCCUGUUCACAGAAGAUGUCCUGAUAAACAGUAAAUUCUACAGUCAUACUGGGCAUGGCAUGUAUACCUUCAACUCCAACAAGACUAGUGCUCUCCGAGAGUUUCUUCAAGACAACUUCCCGAAUUUUGAUCUCGCGGAAAGCGGAUAUGACUGGAAGCUUUGUGUCACAGCUCUUAACAGCACUGUCCGUAGUGUUAGAUAUGACCUCAAGAAGUCCACAGUGAAGUCACCGCCACUUCCAGCAACAGUCCCUUCCACAAAGCCAGAGCCAUCAGACACUGACUCAGAAAACUGA